Molecule: messenger RNA, 9020 nt
Organism: Oxyura jamaicensis (ruddy duck)
Lineage: Eukaryota; Metazoa; Chordata; Aves; Anseriformes; Anatidae
Gene: ITSN1
Product: intersectin 1
Exons: 40
Coding region: 204-5417 (1737 amino acids)
Biological process (GO): endosomal transport; intracellular signal transduction; clathrin-dependent synaptic vesicle endocytosis
Cellular component (GO): plasma membrane; presynaptic membrane; clathrin-coated pit
Molecular function (GO): guanyl-nucleotide exchange factor activity; calcium ion binding; protein binding
Source: RefSeq, a predicted model, not a curated record
GCAGCGCUCCUCCCCCGGCGGCCGCCAGACGGCGGCUGAGGAGGCGGCGCAGGGGAUGGUGCGCCCGGCCGCGGCGGUGCCGGCCGCCGCUGCUGCUCCGGCUCCGGCCCCCCCGGCCCCGCCGCCGCUGCCAGGGCUGUGAGCAGGGCCCGCGGCCCGAGCAGCUAUGAGGCAUCUAUUAACAAGCUAAAAGUGACAGAACCAUGGCUCAGUUUCCAACACCUUUUGGGGGCAACCUGGAUAUCUGGGCUAUUACUGUGGAGGAGAGAGCUAAACAUGAUCAGCAGUUCCACAGUCUGAAACCAACAUCUGGAUUUAUCACUGGUGAUCAAGCUAGAAACUUUUUUUUUCAGUCUGGGUUACCUCAACCGGUGUUAGCACAGAUAUGGGCUCUGGCUGACAUGAACAAUGAUGGGAGGAUGGAUCAGCUGGAGUUCUCAAUAGCUAUGAAACUUAUCAAACUAAAGCUACAAGGUUAUCAACUCCCAUCUGCACUGCCUCCUGUCAUGAAGCAGCCACCUAUUGCUCUGCCUAGUGCACCAGGGUUUGGUAUUGGGGGCAUUGCCAGCAUGCCAUCUCUUACAACUGUUGCCCCAGUGCCAAUGGCAUCAAUUCCAGUAGUAGGAAUGUCUCCGCCAUUAGUAUCUUCUGUUCCUGCAGCAGCAGUGCCUCCCCUGGCUAAUGGAGCUCCUGCUGUUAUACAGCCUCUGCCUGCUUUUGCUCAUCCUGCCACAUUGCCAAAGAGUUCUUCCUUUAGUAGAUCUGGUCCUGGAUCACAACUAAACACAAAACUGCAAAAGGCACAAUCAUUUGAUGUGGCCAGUGUGCCUCCUGUGGCAGAGUGGGCUGUACCUCAGUCAUCAAGACUGAAAUACAGACAGCUGUUCAAUAGCCAUGAUAAAACAAUGAGUGGACACUUAACAGGUCCACAAGCAAGAACUAUUCUUAUGCAGUCAAGUUUACCCCAGGCUCAGCUGGCUACAAUAUGGAAUCUUUCAGAUAUUGAUCAAGAUGGAAAACUUACAGCUGAAGAGUUUAUUCUGGCUAUGCACUUAAUUGACGUAGCUAUGUCUGGUCAGCCACUGCCACCUGUACUGCCUCCAGAGUAUAUUCCACCUUCAUUUAGAAGAGUACGUUCUGGUAGUGGCAUAUCUGCUGUAAGUUCGGUAUCUGUAGACCAAAGGUUACCUGAAGAACCAGCAUUAGAAGAAGAACAGCAGCAACUGGAAAAGAAAUUACCAGUUACAUUUGAAGAUAAAAAACGUGAGAACUUUGAACGUGGCAAUCUAGAACUUGAAAAACGGAGGCAGGCUCUCCUGGAACAGCAACGCAAAGAACAAGAGCGUCUAGCACAGCUGGAACGGGCAGAGCAGGAAAGGAAAGAACGUGAGCGGCAGGAGCAAGAACGGAAAAGACAACUGGAGCUAGAGAAACAGUUGGAAAAACAACGGGAAUUGGAACGGCAGAGAGAAGAGGAAAGGAGGAAAGAAAUAGAAAGAAGAGAGGCUGCAAAACGGGAACUUGAGAGGCAAAGGCAACUUGAGUGGGAACGUAAUCGUCGGCAAGAACUACUAAAUCAAAGAAACAAAGAACAAGAGGACAUAGUUGUUCUAAAAGCAAAGAAGAAGACCUUAGAAUUUGAGCUGGAAGCCCUAAAUGAUAAAAAAAAUCAGUUGGAGGGAAAGCUUCAGGAUAUCCGAUGUCGGCUGUCUACCCAAAGACAAGAAAUUGAGAGUACAAAUAAAUCUAGAGAACUGAGAAUUGCAGAAAUUACCCAUCUGCAACAGCAGCUACAGGAAUCUCAGCAGAUGCUUGGAAGAUUGAUUCCAGAAAAGCAAUUGCUUAAUGAUCAACUGAAGCAAGUUCAACAGAACAGUUUGCAUAGAGAUUCUCUUCUUACUAUCAAAAGAGCCUUAGAAGCCAAGGAGCUAGCCCGUCAACAGCUUCGAGACCAGCUAGAUGAAGUAGAAAAAGAAACCAGAUCUAAACUUCAGGAAAUUGAUAUAUUCAAUAAUCAACUGAAGGAGCUGAGAGAAAUACAUAACAAACAGCAACUACAGAAGCAAAAGAACUUGGAAGCCGAGAGGUUGAAACAGAAAGAACAAGAAAGGAAGACAGAACUAGAAAAGCAAAAAGAAGCUCAAAGACGAAUCCAGGAGCGGGAUAAACAACGGCUUGAUCGAGUGCAACAAGAAGAAGAACUUCAGUGGCAAAAAAAAAAUCAGGAAGAUGAGAAGCAAAAAAGGGAAGAAAUAACCAAGAAGAAGGAAAGCGAGGAUAAGGGGAAACAGGAAAUCCAAGAGAAACUGAGUAAGCUUUUCCAACCACAUCAAGAACCAGACAAGCCAGCCGUCCAGGCUCCUUGGUCAAAUGCAGAAAAAGCUCCUCUAACAAUUUCUGCUCAGGAGGAUGUAAAAAUAGUGUAUUACAGAGCACUGUAUCCUUUUGAAUCAAGAAGCCACGAUGAAAUCACUAUUCAGCCUGGCGACAUAGUCAUGGUUAAAAGGGAAUGGGUGGAUGAAAGUCAGACUGGAGAACCAGGGUGGCUUGGUGGAGAACUGAAGGGAAAAACUGGAUGGUUCCCUGCAAACUAUGCAGAGAAAAUACCUGACAAUGAAGUUCCAGCAUCUGUAAAACCAGUAGUUGAGGCUGCUGCUGCACCUAAAGUUUCUGUGCAUGAAACAGCUACAUCACUAGGAACUCCGGCGUCUACAGAGUGCACUACAACUGCCAAUAACUGGGCAGACUUCAGUUCAACAUGGCCAACAAACACUAAUGAGAAACCAGAGACAGAUAACUGGGAUGCCUGGGCAGCUCAGCCGUCUUUGACUGUUCCCAGUGCAGGGCAGUUGCGGCAGCGAUCAGCUUUCACUCCUGCCACUGUUACGGGAUCAUCUCCCUCUCCUGUCUUGGGUCAGGGUGAAAAAGUGGAGGGACUUCAGGCACAAGCUUUGUAUCCUUGGAGAGCAAAAAAAGACAACCACCUUAAUUUCAACAAAAAUGAUGUCAUCACAGUUUUAGAGCAGCAAGAUAUGUGGUGGUUUGGCGAAGUUCAAGGACAAAAGGGAUGGUUUCCUAAGUCAUAUGUGAAGCUUAUUUCAGGCCCCAUUAGGAAGUCAACAAGCAUGGAUUCUGGUUCUUCAGAAAGUCCUGCUAGUCUGAAAAGAGUAGCAUCACCAGCAGCAAAAGCAACUAUGUCAGGUGAAGAGUAUGUUGCUAUGUAUACUUAUGAGAGCUCUGAACAAGGAGACCUAACCUUUCAGCAAGGUGAUAUGAUUCUCGUGACAAAGAAAGAUGGUGACUGGUGGACAGGAACACUGGGUGAUAAAUCAGGAGUAUUCCCAUCUAAUUAUGUGAGACUCAAAGAUUCUGAGGCUUCUGGAGCAGCUGGAAAAACGGGAAGCUUAGGGAAGAAACCUGAAAUUGCCCAAGUUAUUGCCUCUUACACAGCAACGGGUCCAGAACAGCUUACUCUUGCUCCUGGUCAGUUGAUUCUUAUCAGAAAGAAGAAUCCAGGUGGCUGGUGGGAAGGAGAGCUCCAAGCACGAGGGAAAAAACGGCAGAUAGGAUGGUUCCCUGCUAAUUAUGUAAAACUUUUGAGCCCCGGUACCAGUAAAACUACACCAACUGAGCUACCUAAAUCAACAGCAUUACCUUCAGUGUGCCAAGUAAUUGGCAUGUAUGACUACACUGCACAGAAUGAUGAUGAGCUAGCAUUCAAUAAAGGCCAGAUUAUAAACGUCCUUAACAAGGAAGACCCAGACUGGUGGAAAGGGGAGGUGAAUGGACAAGUGGGUCUCUUCCCAUCCAACUAUGUGAAGCUGACAACAGAUAUGGACCCAAGCCAGCAAUGGUGUGCAGACUUGCAUCUUCUGGAUAUGUUGACACCUACUGAAAGGAAAAGGCAGGGAUACAUCCAUGAGCUCAUUGUCACAGAAGAGAACUAUGUAAAUGAUCUGCAGUUGGUCACAGAGAUCUUCCAGAAACCACUAAUGGAAUCUGAGCUGCUAACAGAAAAAGAAGUUGCUAUGAUUUUUGUUAAUUGGAAGGAGCUGAUUAUGUGCAAUAUAAAACUACUGAAGGCUUUGCGAGUGCGUAAGAAGAUGUCUGGGGAGAAGAUGCCAGUGAAAAUGAUUGGUGACAUACUGACAGCCCAGCUGCCACACAUGCAGCCGUACAUUCGGUUCUGUAGCUGCCAGCUGAAUGGGGCAGCACUCAUCCAGCAGAAAACAGAUGAAGUCCCUGAGUUCAAGGAGUUUGUUAAAAGGUUAGCAAUGGAUCCUCGCUGUAAAGGAAUGCCACUAUCAAGUUUUCUACUAAAGCCUAUGCAACGGGUAACAAGAUACCCACUAAUAAUUAAAAAUAUAAUAGAAAACACUCCUGAAAACCACCCUGACCACAGUCACUUGAAGCAUGCUCUUGAGAAAGCAGAAGAAUUGUGUUCUCAAGUAAAUGAAGGAGUGCGGGAGAAAGAAAAUUCAGAUAGGCUGGAGUGGAUCCAGGCUCAUGUUCAGUGUGAAGGCCUGUCUGAGGGGAACCUCGAUUGUUUUACUUUAUACAGUGCGUUGUUCUUCUUCUUCUACUUUUCGCAGCAACUCGUAUUUAACUCUGUUACAAACUGCUUGGGACCACGCAAGUUUCUGCACAGUGGGAAACUCUAUAAAGCCAAGAGUAACAAGGAACUGUAUGGCUUUCUGUUCAACGAUUUCCUCCUCCUGACUCAGAUCAUAAAACCUCUUGGCUCUUCUGGCACAGACAAGGUCUUCAGCCCCAAGUCUAACCUGCAAUACAAAAUGUACAAAACUCCCAUUUUUCUAAAUGAGGUACUAGUAAAAUUACCCACAGACCCUUCUGGAGAUGAGCCCAUCUUCCAUAUCUCCCACAUUGAUAGAGUCUAUACACUGCGGGCUGAAAGCAUUAAUGAAAGGACUGCCUGGGUUCAGAAAAUUAAAGCCGCUUCGGAACUUUACAUAGAGACCGAAAAGAAGAAGAGGGAAAAGGCCUACUUAGUUCGCUCACAAAGAGCAACAGGCAUUGGGAGGCUGAUGGUGAAUAUUGUUGAAGGCAUUGAACUAAAACCUUGCAGGUCCCAUGGAAAGAGUAACCCAUACUGUGAGGUGACGAUGGGCUCUCAGUGCCACAUUACCAAGACGAUACAGGACACCCUCAAUCCAAAGUGGAACUCCAACUGCCAGUUCUUUAUCAAAGACCUAGAGCAGGAUGUACUCUGCAUCACGGUGUUUGAGAGGGACCAGUUCUCCCCGGAUGACUUUUUGGGCAGAACAGAGAUCCGUGUGGCAGACAUUAAGAAGGAUCAGGGUUCAAAGGGACCAGUUACAAAGUGUCUCCUUCUGCAUGAAGUCCCAACAGGAGAGAUAGUCGUCCGACUAGACCUGCAAUUGUUUGAUGAGCCUUAGAAGGAAAGGGACCAAUGUUUUUUUCUCAGUCUGAGUUCACUGCAAUAGGUGUCUGCAGAAGCUGUCACUAAAUCCGUAUUGGUUUGGUAUGAAACUACUGCUUGCCCUUCACACACAAGAGGGUUAUCAAAGCAAACAGGAGCAUCUUUGUGCCUUGAUAAUUCUCACUGAAAAAUGAGUCCCAGUUUAGUGAGGAAAUCUCACUCAAUUUCUCUAUGUGGAACUUUAUGUUAGUUUCCUGGGUUUAUGAAAUAACCUAGUUGUUUGUCGUGCUCCAGUCUGAAAGGCUGGAAAACCACAUAGGUUUCUGUGCUUGCUCCAGCUACUCUACUCUUUAAUUUACAAGAAGAAGGCAAUGUUGGUAUGUUUGGAGGCUUUCUGCAGGGUUUUCCCCCUUAAGGAAUUCUGUGCCUAUUGCUCAGCAAAGUGGUGUGUAAAUGUUUUGUGAAUGGAACAAGCAGUUAUGCAGUAAGAAGAUCUUUGAAGAUCUUCACGGUGAUGCUGAAAAGACUUAGAAAAUAAAUAGUCUAUAUCUAUAAACAGAGAAGAUUCUAUUAAGAUACCACUUCAUGACUCACAUUGCCCCCAAAAUAAAUAUAUGUACAGGCCUUCUGCACAGAGAUGAGUUGCACUCCAGAAGAGUACACCCACUCAGUACCUUUGGAAGAAACGUUUGAACAGUAAGUGAAGGAUCGAAUAUAGAGCCCUGAUGAAUGUUGUGCUAUACCACUUCAAUACUGCUCUACUACUGCUGCUUAAUCGUGUGAAUGCAGAUGGAUGAUAUGUCACCUGCAGUGGGGAAGAAAAAAAAAUCAUGGCUGUGGUUCAGGAAGCUAAUUUCUACCCUGCAGAGUCUAGUUUGCCAAGCAAUCAGUGGUGACCAGAUAUUAAAUUGUGCUGUGCCCAACUGCAUUUGACAUCAUGUUACUGAAUUCAGGGUGAUAGCGUACAACAGGGUUUGUUGCAAGGCAGGUGGAUCACAAGUUUGAUGGCAGCAAUACUAGACGUGAACAGAAGAAGGGUAUUUGUGAUUGUACAGAGUGGGUAACCCCAAAGUAAAAGUUGUGUCGUCUUGGGGAAUCAAAAGUUUCUACAUGCGUUUUACUCAACAAAUACACACAUAUAGGCUAACGUUCAGCAAAAUUCCUCUGUUUGGCAAAGCACCCAGCUUUAAGCAUGCACUUAUGUUGUGUUUCCCUUAAAUACACACAUAGGUGCUUUACUAAGCCUGGACCUGAGAUACGAUACACCCCUUAAGAGUAAAAUUCAUCUUUGUUCUGCCUGGAUUCAUUUUGUUCAUUACCUAUCAUGCAUACACUGGUAUUUUUGUAAUGACUUUAUUUCUGAAUGGGAGGUGUCAGCCUGUUUCAUUAGCAUGUGAAUGUUCUUGUGGAGCCUGUUGUUAGGUUUUGAUGUUCCUUGCAUGUCCUUUCAGUACCGGUUUCCACCUUUGCUGUAUAGGCAGUGUUUUCUAGCACUACAAGUCUUAUUGAUUUCCAUUAGGAAAUUAGGAUAUCUUCAUAACAAAUAGGUAGAUGCAGUAUGGUAAUAAGUGUAAACUGUGCUGGAAAGUGUCUGUGUAUUAUAAUUUCCUACAAUACCACUGUAAUGUUUCAAGCAAUGGGAAAAAAAAAAAAAAAAAAAAAGUAUGUUGGAGGGACAACAAAGUUUACAUUUCAUACUUUUCAGAAUCGCUUUAUUAUUUAUUUAUUGAAGAUAGUGUAGAAUUUUGUAUCAGAAAUGACAGACAUACUUAUGUAUUUUUUGAAACAAAAACAGAGAUACACACUUUAGUUAGAAACUUUCAACUGACCACAUUUUAGAGGGAGUUUAACUUCCUAGGCAUGCGUUUGUUUACCACUAACUGGCAGAAAACACAAUUAAGAGAACUUUUAAGUUUCUAUUUUUCAAUGUUGUUAAGAAAAUUGUUUCAAGUAAAAUAUGUAAAUAGAACUAAACCCAUGUUUUCCUAAUUCCAUAUCUAUACAUUUUAUUAAAUAUAAUGUAUAUGAAAAUACACAUUGUUGUGGUAGGAUUAAAAAAAAAAGUGAUAAAAUCUAUUAAUGGAGUAACAUUAAAUGUCAUUGUCUAACAUUUUAUUGCUGUCCUAAUUUUACUCAGUAGCUGUAAAUAUGGUGAACAUUCAUUUCAGUGUUUAGAAAGUAGGAUCACUUUUUUAUGGUACCAUUUCACCAGCAUGAAUUACAGUAACAAAUAAAUAGACAAUUAGGGAAAAAAAUACCAUGGACGCAAUGCAGAAAUCCAGGCCAGGUUUUUAAAUGGAGCCUCAAGGAGCUGCAUAUUCCUCUGAGAUUCAACUGGUUUUUGAUGUGGUGGACAGGUAGCUGCAGGGGCACCUUCCAGAUUGUGACCCCUUAUCAUGAGCAUGUGGGAUUGCAGCUUUUUGUGUAGUUGUAACACAACCAAGCACCUUCCUGACCACCAUCACUCGUGAUUUCCAUCUUACCCUCAGUGCACAGGAAUGUUUAAUUCUUAUUAAUACCAAUGGAAGUUAUGCAAACAUGAUGAUGGUAAUGAAAGGCCGGGCUUCAGCUCACGAAUAUCUCACAAAUCCCUUGUGAUCAGUCUAAUUCUGAAGAUGAAGCUUGUCCUAAUCCCUGUACAUCAAGGACAGAAUGUAUAUACCCUCAGAGCCAGCAUCAGGAUGUUGCUAUUUUCUUUCUUGUUCGCCCUCAGUACUCCAUAGCAUAUCGGCACGGUUAGCUUCCCAAGUGGAUCUUCUUCAGCAUUAGCCAAAGGUUCUUAGAAAUUCAUCAGCUCCUGCCUAUUUUUCCCUGUUCAGGCACAGCCUGAACAGCCACACACAACAGGAUCUUAGGAAGUUAGAUACCUUUUAGUGUAUUUAGAAAAGUGGCUGGCAUCACCAUGACAUGUGAUGGUUGAGCCAUCUGUCCUCUUAAGGGUGUCAUGUCCUGGCUGUCAUGCCAAGCUCUGCUGGCCUGUGCUACUGUUGUUGACUGCCUGUAUUUACGCAGAGCCUGUUUUUCAGACUCCAGUUACUGAUCUCUGAAUGUACUGGUAAAAUAGCACACCUUAGAGCACAGGUCCCUUUGCAGCCUUGUUGAGAUGUGUGCAAACUUUUCCUAAUGUUAUGCAAAACAAACCCAAGAAAAAAAUCUAAGCCCAGGUGAUACUUGAUCGCAUUUAGGAGUGAAAGACCCAUCUGAAUGAUUUCUUCAGAUAAUCAUCUCCACUAAACUUGCAGAGCCUUGUACUGUGUGUUGUGGAGCCCUGGGACUGGCUGUCUUCAUUUGCUUUUACUCUCCUACAGCAAAAUUCAUCCUUGCACAGAGGCUGUGCACAAGGCCUGCCCAUUACCAGCCCUUGAACCGAGGCACUGGUGAGAUUGAACUGGCACGUGGGCUGCUGGGACAGGCUCUUAAAACAGGGUUUCAUGUCUAUCAUCUUUUAGCAGGCUCUACUUUAUUGGAGAAGAACAUUUGCUUAGAAGUAGUUCUUCAGCAGCAAACUCCUUGGCUGGCAUUCAAGCCUUCCUAAAAAUAAUACUGUGACUUUUUAAUGCGUUCACUGCCUUCAUUGAAACAGUGAUAUUUUGCUUUUGAUAAAUGGGGAGGAAAAAAA